AUGACCUCCACACGCCGAGAAACUAGUACGAAAGCGUUGUAUACAGAUACUUUACAAAGGUGAAGCGAUCCUCUCCAUUGCUUAAAUACUUCAACUGACAUACUAAGCAGUACUCUAGGAAACGAUGUCGUUAGUCUGUACGUUGGCGAAACUCGUACACAGUUCACAGUCCACAAAGACCUCAUAGGCAAUGUUCCGUGGUUCAAGAAAGCCUUCCUUGGAGGAUUUAAAGAGCAGAAUAGGACCAUGGAUAUGCCUGAGGACUCUCCCGAGGUGGUUGCCUUAUUUGUGGAUUGGUUGUAUCGAGGGAUGAUCAUGAGGCUAAAUACACUGCCCAAUAUCAAAAGUCUUUAUGCUUUCUACAUAUUUGCAGACAAAAUUCGCGAGGGGGGUUUGAUGGACCAGAUAAUUGAUGCCAUUUAA
This is a messenger RNA of Hymenoscyphus albidus, 423 nucleotides long. NCBI's taxonomy places the organism in Eukaryota, Fungi, Ascomycota, Leotiomycetes, Helotiales, Helotiaceae. The record is from the annotation of a GenBank genome assembly.